Molecule: messenger RNA, 549 nt
Organism: Penicillium cinerascens
Lineage: Eukaryota; Fungi; Ascomycota; Eurotiomycetes; Eurotiales; Aspergillaceae
Product: GPI anchored serine-rich protein
Exons: 2
Coding region: 1-549 (182 amino acids)
Source: RefSeq, a predicted model, not a curated record
AUGCGUUUCACCGCUGCUACCGUUGCCUUCUUCGUCGGCCUGGCCGCCGCUAUGCCCAACGCGGCCGACACCACUGUCUACCAGACUGAGGAGGUCACCAUCACCUCUUGCGGCCCCGAGGUCACCAACUGCCCUGGUCGCACCCACAGCACCCAGCCCUCCGGUGCUAGUGCCACUGAGACCAGCACCCCCGCUGUCCUGACCACCACCCCCGCUAGCGCUCCUAAGCCCUCCAGCUCUGCUCCCGCUCCUGUUGUCUCCAGCGCCACCAACGUGAUCCCCGCUCCCCCGGCCGUCACCUCGGUGAUCCCCCACACCUCGUGCACCACCUGGUACGAGACCGUCACCGCCCCCGGUGGUUCCAGCCCCACCAACUCCUCCCCCGUUGGCGGUGGUGUUCCCCACGUCCCCUCGUCCAAGACCGGCGUUCCCAGCGGUACCGCCUCCGUUAUCCCCUCCUCCACCCCCGUCUUCAACGGUGCUGGUGCCGUCUCCGGCUCGCUCACCUUCGCUGGUGCCGCCGCCGCUGCCGCCUUCUUCCUGGCUUAA